AUGGCGCCUACGCUGUUCUGGAUCGGUCUGGGAAAUAUGGGCCGGGGGAUGGUUAAAAACCUUGUUGAGAAGGGCAACCUCGAAAAUCCACUCCUACUCUGGAACCGCACAAAGCAGCGGUCCAUCGAGCUGAGCGAGAAACUUCCUUCCGGCAAAACGCAGGUUGUGGACACUAUCGCCAAGGGUGUUCCCAAGGCCGACAUCAUCUUCAUUAUUCUCUCCAAAGACGAUGUCGUCGAGGCUGCGGCCGAUGAAAUCCUCAAAGCAGGCGAUGUUACGGGCAAGCUGAUCAUCGAGUGCUCCACCCUGCAUCCGGACACAACGACCCGCCUGGCGAAGCGCUUCGCUGACCACGGCGCCCAGUUCGUCGCGGCGCCUGUCUUCGGAGCUCCGGCUAUGGCCGACGCGGGAAUGCUGAUCGGCGUGCUUGCUGGACCAAGCGCUGCAGUGGAGAGAGCACGUCCCUACUUCAAGGGCGUUAUGGCCCGCGAAGAGAUUGUCAUGAGUGACGAGCCGCACGCCAAAGCGCUGCAGAUGAAACUGGUCGGCAACUCAUUUAUCCUCAACAUGGUCGAGCAGCUGGCUGAGGCUCAUGUUUUGGCCGAGAAGUGUGGCCUGGGACCCCAGUACGUGCAGAAGUUUGUCGAGCAGCUGUUCCCUGGACCGUAUGUCGCGUACUCCCAACGCAUGUUGUCAGGAGAUUACUACAAGAGGAAAUCCCCGCUUUUUGCGGUUGAUCUAGCCAGGAAAGAUGCUGCGCAUAUCAUGAGCUUAGCUGCUGCUUCUGGGACAAGGAUGAAGAACGUGGAAACUAUGGAUGAGAACUUGGUCCGGGUGAAGGAGCAUGCCGGCGAACUCGGAGACUAUGUGGCUGUCUAUGGUAUUCUCAGGAAGGAAGCGGGAUUGAACAGGACAUCAAAUUUUCGCCAGCAAGAGAGUUGCAUGCUCAAGAGGUUUCAGGAGCUUUGCGUGAUGAGCCCCUGCUUGGCGCCCAUCGGCAUGCCGCUCCUGGAGCUGCAAGCCAACCAACACCGCGCAGCCCACCAUCACGACGCCUGUCGCCAACAACCUUGGAGCGUCUUCAUCGGCCUGGUGAUCGUCAGCGGCAUGUGCGUGGCGGCCUGGGUAUUCUCACCAAAGGGCGAGAACCAAGUGCUCUGGCGCUCCUCUCUCAUACUUUCCAUCGUCAGCUGCUACCUUAUGUGGGCCAUCACUUUCCUAGCGCAAUUGCACCCUCUCAUCGAGCCAAGGCGGUCGGAUCUACGUAAGGAGUACAUCCACCACUGA
Messenger RNA from Thermochaetoides thermophila DSM 1495, 1287 nucleotides. RefSeq lists its product as uncharacterized. The coding region runs from base 1 to 1287 and encodes 428 amino acids. Gene Ontology annotation, cellular component: proton-transporting V-type ATPase, V0 domain. Gene Ontology annotation, molecular function: proton-transporting ATPase activity, rotational mechanism; NADP binding; oxidoreductase activity, acting on the CH-OH group of donors, NAD or NADP as acceptor. Gene Ontology annotation, biological process: proton transmembrane transport. The transcript is spliced from 6 exons. The record is from RefSeq and is a predicted model, not a curated record. Lineage: Eukaryota; Fungi; Ascomycota; Sordariomycetes; Sordariales; Chaetomiaceae.